AGAUUAGCCACAUAAACAUAUGAGAAUCAAUGAUGAUCAUGGAGUAUCUAGCACUACUUAUAAUUUCUUUUGUGUCCAUAAGCAUUAUUAUCCAUCACAUUUUUUUCAAAUCCAAAUUAGGCAUCAGAGCACAUAAAUCAACCAAAUUCCCACCAGGACCUAAACCUUUACCAAUCAUAGGAAACAUCUUAGAACUUGGUACCCAACCUCACCAAGCACUUGCUAAGCUUUCUCAAACAUAUGGACCAAUAAUGACUCUUAAGCUUGGUACCAUAACCACCAUAGUUAUCUCAUCUCCUAUGUUAGCCAAACAAAUUCUCCAAAAAUAUGACCAAAUUUUUUCUUAUAGAACAAUUCCGGAUACCGUUAAAGCACUUGAUCACCAUAUGUAUUCAGUGGGAUGGUUGCCACCUUCAACUCAAUGGAGGAUCCUUAGACGAGUUUGUGCUACGAAAGUGUUCUCUCCACUAAAACUUGAUUCUACAGAAGUUCUUCGACAAAAGAAACUGCGAGAAUUAAUGGAUUUUGUGAAAGUAAAAAGUGAAAAAGGCGAAGUUUUGAAUUUCAGUGAGAUUUGUUUUACAACCGUACUUAAUUUUAUAUCUAACGCUUUCUUUUCUAUGGAUUUGGCUCAUUACGACUCUUCUAAGACUCAAGAAUUCAAGGAUAUAAUUUGGGGCAUUGGGGAAGAAUCAGGAAGGCCUAAUGUGGUGGAUUUCUUCCCAUUCCUUAGAUUCCUUGAUCCACAAGGUGCACGUGCAAGGAUGACCAAGUAUACUGAAAAGUUGAUAGCUUUCGUUGAUGGUCUUAUAGAAGAAAGAUUGAAUUUAAAGGCUCUAGAAAUGGAAACUACCAAUAAAAGAGGCAAAGAUGUGUUAGAUUCUGUUUUGGAAGUUAUGUUGGAAGACAAUUCUCAAGUGACUCGUCUCCAUGUUGUGCAUCUCUUUCUGAUUUUAUUUAUGGCUGGAGUAGACUCAACAUCAAUGACCAUAGAAUGGGCAAUGACAGAGUUAUUACGUAAUCCAGAAAAAUUGGAAAAACUUAGAAAAGAGCUUCAUUGUGUUCUUGGCAAAGAUGAACAAAAUCUUGAACAAAUUGAAGAAUCACAUAUCUCAAAGCUUCCUUUUCUAAGAGCAGUGGUUAAAGAAACUUUGCGCUUACAUCCACCUGCCCCAUUAUUAGCACCACACAAGGCACUCGAAGAUGUUGAGAUAGCUGGAUUCAUGAUUCCCAAGAAUGCACAAAUUUUGGUUAAUGUAUGGGCCAUGGGAAAAGAUUCAAGUAUUUGGGAACAUCAAAAUGAAUUCAUGCCCGAAAGAUUUUUAGAUAGUAAAAUUGAUAUUCAUGGACAUGAUUUUGAAUUAAUUCCAUUUGGUGCUGGAAGAAGGAUAUGCCCUGGAUUGCCAUUGGGUUAUAGAAGUGUGCAUAUUGCGUUGGCCACUCUUCUAAAUGGCUAUGAUUGGAAGCUAGCAAAUGGACAAAAAUCAAAAGAUUUGGAUAUGUCUGAGAAAUUUGGACUUACUUUGCAUAAGGCCCAACCUCUCCAAGCCAUUCCCAUAAAAUCACAACAAUAAUGAAGAAUUGAAGAUGAUGCUUAUUACAAAAGAGCAAUCUUACUCUUCUUAACAAAAAUAUUUAAAAGACAAUAAAAAUCAGUUUAAAUAUUCUUAUUUUAUGCACUUUAUAAUUAUUGUUGAAAUAAAUUAGUAAUUUUAGAUGUAA
Molecule: messenger RNA, 1722 nt
Organism: Arachis ipaensis
Lineage: Eukaryota; Viridiplantae; Streptophyta; Magnoliopsida; Fabales; Fabaceae
Source: RefSeq, a predicted model, not a curated record